CAAAGGACAAAAAUCCAGAAAAUGGAAGCUUACCAAUAAAAAAGUGAAUUUUGCAUGUUGAAGAAACAAUUUUGAUGCCAGCAGCCAAUUUCGAGCAUUAAUAUUCAUUGAAAGUUUGGGGACAGACAUGACGAAGCGUAGUUGGAAAGAAGCAAUGAAGGCAUUUGGGAGUCAUAUUGAUCUUGAAAAAGAAGAACAGUUGAAAUGGAUAAAAAUAGAAAUAGAGAACAAAGUAAAGAGAAUAGCAAAGCUAAUUAAGAGAUUAAACCAAGGUAGUAGAGAAGGGAAUUUGCAGAGAAGAUCAGAACUACUUCAACUUGUUGAUGAGUUUCACAAACAAUACCAAUCCCUCUAUUCUAUGUAUGAUAAUCUCAAAAGUGAAGUAAGGAAAAAACUUCACGAAGAACACGAGGGUGAUUCGUCUUCUCAAUCAUCUUCGUGCUCGAAUUCAGAAUUAUAUUAUACCCCUGAGGAAAUGGCUACCAAAAGUAACUCGUCUUGUUCUAAUUGUGAGACUUUAGAUGUAGAGGAUGCAAUUUUGAAGGACAAAAUAACUUCGAAAAGUGAAGUUAAGGUUGAAUCUAUGGAUUUUGAUGUGGAAAAAUUUGAGAAAUCGAUGUCUUUUGGCCGAGUGUCUGAGCCAGAGGAAUUCUUCAAAGACCUUAGGAUUCAAGGCGAAGAGACGUUGAUAAAUGAAUCUACAUUGUUAAAGGAGAAAGUGAAAGAAAAAGAAGACGCGAUCUUGUCUCUGAACGAUAAAUUUGAACUUCGCGAGAGGGAGAGAUUGUCUCAAAUGAAAGAGUUAGAAGAUCAAGUUGCUACAAUGAAGCUUGAAUUAGAUAACUUAUGUGUUCAGAAGAGAGAACUCGAGGAGCAAACCGUGUACAAGUUAAAUGAAGUUAAACGAAUAGAAGAAAAUAAUUCAGGAUUGCAAGCUCGCGUCUUAGAACUACAAGCAACAUUCAAAAAGAAAGAUGAUCAAUUUUCUCAACUUCUUAAAAAAUUUAAGGAGAAUCAACAGAAAUCAAAGUCAAGAAUCGACGAUCUGAUGGCAAAAUCAACUGGUCUGCAGAAAGAAGUGGACCGUUUACACGCUGAAAGGAAUGAAUUGGAAGAAAAAUUGUUACACGAAACCAAAAAAGGAUCGGAUCAAGUCAAGGACGUAACAGAAAGAACACAAUUUCUUGAUUUAACAGAAAGGACUGAUUAUCUGCAACAUGAGUUGGAAGCCUUGAGAAACCAGAAAUACGAGCUAGAGUCAUUACUAAAAGAGAAAACUCAAGAAGUAUCAGAAUGUCAACUUCAGAUAGAAAACAUGAAAGUGAAAUUAACAAGCACGACGUUGUCAGAGAAAGGGGUAACAAAAGAGAAGGAAGGGUUAAACUCGGAGGUGAAAUCACUCGCGAAAGAAACAAGUGACUUGAAAGAGAAGAUAAUGGAUAUGAAUCAAGAAGCUUAUCAUUUAGAAUUACAAAAAGAAAAGCUGAAUGAUAAGAUUAUGGAGUUGGAAACAAAACUAUUAGGAAAAGAAGCAGAGGUAGGAAUUCUUCAGAAGAAACUCGAGGCUUAUAUGAACGAUAUGUCUACUCAGAAUUCAACGUUAACAGCGCGAAUUUCAACAGCAGAAACUGAAAAAUCAAGAUUGAAAUCUCAGCUUGAGAAAGAGAAACAUGAAUUUUCACAAAGCCUUAAGCAGAUGGAAAAGAAAAACACUGAAUUGACUAUCAAGAUCGCGGAGCAUGAGAAAAAUAUAAGAGGAAUGGAAAUUAUCGCAAACAAGUCAAAAGAGGAACAUAAACAAAUGCAAAUAAGGUUAGAAGAAUCCAAAUCAAAUUUUCACAAUGCUGAAAGAAAACUAGAAGAAAUGACUGAGGAACUACGCAAGACGUUUGAGGACAGUUUACGAAUCUUGAGCAGAAGGAUCCGAGUAGCAGAACAAUUGCAUAUAGAGAACAAGGAGUGGUACCAAAAAACCAGGAACUCGUACGAAAAGGAAAACAAAGAUCUCAAGGAGAAAAAUGCAAGGCAUGAAAUGAGGCUAAGGGGAAUUAAGGAUAUAUCAUUGACAGCAAGUGAUAUGUUAGGUUCACUAGACGCCGUGGCACUAAAGUUUGAGGAAUGCACGGCUCAUUUCUUGAAUCGAAUAUCUAAGGUUUCGUGUGAGUUGAAGUUCGUAAAAGAUUGGGUGAUGAGGAAAAACAAAGCAAUGUCACAUGUUAAAGAUGAUUUUGAUUGUUUACUUACACAAUGUGAUGAUAAAGAAGCUGAGAUAUUGAAAUAUAGAGAGAAAGUUUGGAAGUUAGAGAAUAAAGUUAGAGAACUAGAGAAAAUGAUCAAGGAUCAAGAGGAAUCAAUGUUGGUAUUAAAGGAGGAAAAGCGAGAGGCGAUUAGACAAUUAUGUGUAUGGAUUGAUUAUCAUCGUAGUCGCUCUGACUAUUAUAAAAGGAUUCUGUUAACUGAAUUUGGUCGAAGGAGCGCGCCAUAGGAAUGAUUUCCUUCAACCAUCAGUAACUACAUUCUUUAGUCAUAGUUAUAUGAUGAUAUGUAAUAGUUUGUGUCCAUUUUUAUGCACGCGUGGGGCCCACUAAAAGGGGAAAACGCUUCUUACCAGGAGUUUCUCCGAUUAGAUUUUAUCCUUUUGACUAUAUGCAAUUGAUGAGAUGUAAUAGUUUUUUAUCCUUUUUGUUUCUUUUAUCAAGAUUCGUGCUGCAUAGGGCCCACAACCAGAAGUUUUUCCAUUCUGACUAAACUUGAGAAGGUUGGAACCGCCAUUUGCAGCUCUUACCAGGAGUUUCUCCAUUCCGACUAAACUUGAGAAGGUUGGUAAAAUCUUGUCCUGACGAUUGUGUUCACCAAUUUGUUUUUGGUUCAUCAAUAGGUUUUUUCUUGUUAGAAGAAUUGUAUACUGAAUAAAGAGUAUUAGGGCACCUAAAAAACAUUAGUGACAUGCACAAAUAAUUUAGCACUGUACAUCUGCAUUAAAUUGGGAUGUAACAGUUUACUCUCUUGUACAUCUGGAUUUGGGAUUAAA
This is a messenger RNA of Nicotiana tabacum (common tobacco), 3031 nucleotides long. RefSeq lists its product as uncharacterized. Gene Ontology annotation, molecular function: structural constituent of cytoskeleton; actin binding. Gene Ontology annotation, cellular component: cytoskeleton. NCBI's taxonomy places the organism in Eukaryota, Viridiplantae, Streptophyta, Magnoliopsida, Solanales, Solanaceae. The record is from RefSeq and is a predicted model, not a curated record.